Oppiella nova is the source of this 606-nucleotide messenger RNA. Lineage: Eukaryota; Metazoa; Arthropoda; Arachnida; Sarcoptiformes; Oppiidae. The record is from the annotation of a GenBank genome assembly.
AUGAGAAUAUUAUUAGUCGAAGAUGAGCAAAAAACGGGUGACUACCUUAAACAAGAUGGACUCACAGGUAAACAAUACGCACUUUCUGAAGAUUAUGAUGUGAUCAUAUUAGACGUCAUGUUACCGGGGGUAGAUGGCUGGCAUAUCAUAGAAGCCGUUCCGCGAGAUCAAAUUGAAGACCGCGUAAAAGGCUUAGAGUUGGGUGCAGAUGAUUAUCUGGUAAAGCCUUUCGCUUUUGCUGAACUUCUCGCAAGAAUAAAAAGUUUACUGCGUCGAGGACAGCAAAGAGAAGACAGUAACUUAAUUAGUAUUGCCAAUCUUGAACUUGAUAUCAGAAAACGACGUGUAACGCGUGAAGGACAACGUAUCGACCUGACUGCGAAAGAGUUUGCAUUGAUGGAACUAUUUAUGCGGAGACGUGGAGAAAUUUUGCCUAGAGCACUGAUUGCCUCUCAAGUCUGGGAUAUGAACUUUGACAGUGACACCAAUGUUGUCGAAGUUGCGAUUAAACGCUUAAGAAAUAAAAUUGACAGUAACUUUACGCCUAAACUGAUUCAGAAUAUUCGAGGAAUGGGGUAUGUGCUAGAGGUAGAAGAUGAGGCGUAA